Molecule: messenger RNA, 1437 nt
Organism: Scomber scombrus (Atlantic mackerel)
Lineage: Eukaryota; Metazoa; Chordata; Actinopteri; Scombriformes; Scombridae
Gene: mettl18
Product: methyltransferase 18, RPL3 N3-histidine
Exons: 2
Coding region: 246-1295 (349 amino acids)
Biological process (GO): peptidyl-histidine methylation, to form tele-methylhistidine
Molecular function (GO): protein-L-histidine N-tele-methyltransferase activity
Source: RefSeq, a predicted model, not a curated record
UCUACAUGUUUUCCCCCUACAUUUGAUGUAUUAUGUAUCUCUAAACCCACACUUAAUAAAAUAGAUAGUUAAACAACACAUAGUUUAUGUUUUAAAAGAUUAGUAACAAGCUAGCAAUCUGUCGCUUCGUUUCAUUGAACUCUGGGAUUUGCAGUUUGCUUCACACGAGUUUGCUCGCCAUGUGGGGACUGUCUUAACCUUAACGGGUCCCAAGUUUCCAAGCCUGACUUUACUUCGUGUCCAUCAUGUCCUUCUGUUUUAACUUCGACGUGCAUGCACAAACAACAAACCCCGACGACGUGGCUGGAAAUGAGUUGCAAAAGGGAAAAAACGACUGCACUGCUAAAUCUAUUAAAGACAAUACCAAACAAGCAGAGCCAGUAAAAGAGGCCAAAGAGCACCUCCCACCAUCUGACCCACAGCUCAUCCUUACGGAUGCCGUCUCUGAAACAGUCACCAUUGGAACUCUGCCUCCCCUCCACUUCCUCAAUGAGACAGUUUUUGAGAAGACGGUUUCCGAGAGAGAAGACGGGGAGGAAAUUCUUUCUCGCACUACAGAGCAGAGGUCUGAUCUCAUCUCUGGCGUGUACGAGGGAGGGCUGAAGGUGUGGGAGUGCACUUAUGACCUCCUGGAGCUGAUUGAGAAAGACGGAGAGACCUUUGGGGGGAAGGCAGUUUUGGAUUUGGGUUGCGGUGCGGGGUUGCUGGGGAUACUGGCUCUGAAGAGAGGAGCCAGGCAGGUCCACUUCCAAGAUUAUAACAGUACAGUUAUUGAACAGCUCACAGUGCCAAAUGUAAUACUAAACUGCCAAGAGGAUGACGCUGACAGCGAAGAUGACAAAGAAGGGAGCGGCAAAGGAAAAAUACCGGAGGAGGAGGAUUGCAAAAGAAAAGCGAAAGAAGAUUUAAAAGAAGGCAACCCACCUCCUAAGAAAAAAGCUGUUGACCCACCCCAGCAUCCACUACUAGCCAGGUGUCAUUUCUUCUCUGGUGACUGGAGCGCAUUUCUUAAUUUGGUUCUAAAGAAAGACCUGCCACCAAAAUACGACAUCAUAUUCACCUCAGAGACUAUCUACAACACUGCAUACUACCCUGCUCUACAUGAGGCCCUCCAUAAACUGCUGGCAGCAGAUGGACUGGUCUACAUCGCCACCAAAUCCCAUUACUUUGGUGUUGGUGGUGGAUUGCACCUGUUUGAGACGUAUGUGGAGGAGAGGGGUGUUUUCUCUGUGGAUCACCUGUGGGAUAGUGAAGAAGGACUUCAGAGACAUAUAGUAGUCCUUCGUUUUAAAUAGCACACUUAAAUUGAGGAUUAAAUAUGCAGCUUUAUUCUGAGACUCUGUUCUGUUAAAAUGGAUUAGUACACAUCUAAGUAAAGAAUGUAAGGAUUGUCCUUUAGUGUUCUAUAUGAAACUUGUACGUGAGUGCAACAGUGCC